Messenger RNA from Rhinolophus ferrumequinum (greater horseshoe bat), 4020 nucleotides. RefSeq names its product aarF domain containing kinase 2 (gene ADCK2). Bases 628 to 2508 code for a protein of 626 amino acids. NCBI's taxonomy places the organism in Eukaryota, Metazoa, Chordata, Mammalia, Chiroptera, Rhinolophidae. The record is from RefSeq and is a predicted model, not a curated record. Gene Ontology annotation, cellular component: mitochondrion. The transcript is spliced from 8 exons.
CUGCUCCCCUCCCCCGCCCUUGGCGCCUCAGCCCUUGGCAGCACCCACACCCCCUCCCGGACGCUACUCCCAAUCCCGCUCGGCCCCUGGGCGCUCCCGCCCUCUGCGGGUGCCGGAACGAAACCGCGAUUCCGCACCGGCCCUGGUGCGCGCGGUGACACUGCGGCCGCCGGCUCUGUCUCCCGCAGCUGGGCCACCUCGCGCAGGUCGCGUGCCCGCCCUAGGCCUGACUUCGCGUCUGGCUUGGCUCCUCCGGUUCUCCCAGUGGGUUCAGUUCUGAAAGUCCCCGGGCGUAGGCUCCUAGGGGGCCUCGGGCCUUAGGCCAAGGCCAGGUACCCAGAGCGAGUGGGGCGCGGAGCUGGGAGGGACGGAUGGGCUGGCCCCUCCUGCGGCCAAGGCGGGGUAGGGCUGUGUGGCCUGGGGGCGGGGGUGCAGCCCUGCGGGGGCAGGACGAAGAGCAGCACCCCGCUUGGACUACACUUGAGCUUCGUGGGAACUGGCGGCUGCCGCAUUUUUAAGUAGAAUACUCAGCUGUGGUCUUGGACUCAUGUCAGCCUUGUCGAAGUGUGAACAUAGGUAGGUGCCUUUUGAGGGCAGGUGGCCUAGGCUGUGGACCUCCGGGAGAGGAUGGUGACCCCCUGGCGCAUUUCUGUCAGGGUCUGCUUGUCGCACCUCAGGGGUUUUGAGCUCAGAAAGAAACUCAGCCUUCUAAGACCCUCUGGAUGCCCUCACAAUGCCAGACUCUGUUGGCUUCUGUUUGGCACUUUGCCCAGACUCAUCUCUGUCUAUGGGAACAUUGGUGAGGGGGCCCCUGAGAGCCUGUGUCAGCGAAGGGCCAGCUGGAGUGACCUGGAUGAAAAUGGGACUCUGGACAGAGUCUCCCAAGAGGGGCGGCUAGGCUGUCUCCUCCUGCACCUCCGGAUUUGGCUUCGGGCUGGGGCUCUCUUGGUGAAAUUCUUCCCCCUCCUUCUGCUCUACCCCCUCACCUACCUGGCUCCCAGUGUCUCUAGCCUCUGGCUCCACCUGUUUCUGAAAGCCACUGAGACUUCAGGACCAACGUACAUCAAACUGGGCCAGUGGGCCAGCACCCGGCGAGAUCUCUUCUCGGAGGCUUUCUGUGCCCAGUUCUCCAAGCUGCACGUCCAGGUGACCCCGCACCCUUGGACUCACACUGAGCACAUCCUGCGGCAGGCAUUUGGGGAGGACUGGGGGAGAGUCCUCUGCUUUGAGAAGCAGGAACCUGUAGGUUCAGGCUGCGUGGCCCAAGUGUACAAAGCACAUGCCAAUCCUGCCUUCCUGGACAAUGUCAGCACCCAGAGACUUGCCAAGGCCUCCAGUCUGCAGCCUUCUUCCGAAGCGGGGACAGCUGGCGGGCUGAGAGAGCUCUCCGGACACCUGGAGAAGGGGUGGAGGCCUCAAGGAAGCCUUGCUGACCAGGCAUUUCUAGAAAAGCUGCUCCUCCCCACAGCUGACCUGGUUGGCUCUAACACAGCAGAGUCUCCGGCUCCAGCAUCUGCCCACCUACCUGAACCAGAUCACCUCGUCCCUGUGGCAGUGAAAGUUUUGCACCCUGGCCUGCUCUCUCAGGUGCAGAUGGACCUGCUGCUGAUGAAGGUGGGCAGCCAAGUCCUUGCAUUUUUGCCAGGAAUCAAGUGGCUUAGCUUGCCCGAGGUUGUGGAGGAAUUUGAGAAGCUCAUGGUCCAACAGAUCGACCUGCGCUAUGAAGCCCGGAAUCUAGAACACUUCCAGUGCAACUUCCUGAACGUGAAUUCUGUCAAAUUCCCCACCCCUCUGCAUCCCUUUGUCACCAGGGAUGUUUUGGUGGAAACAUAUGAAGAGAGCGUGCCCGUGUCCAGUUACCAGCAGGCGGGAAUUCCCGCUGACUUGAAGAGGAAGAUUGCGCGCCUGGGGAUCAACAUGCUCCUGAAGAUGAUAUUUGUGGACAACUUCGUCCAUGCGGACCUUCACCCUGGAAACAUCCUGGUCCAGGGUGCGGACGGUCUGUCCAUGAGCCCAGAAGCGCGGCUGCAGCACGUGGACGUCGGUGACACGCUGGUGGUGGCUGUGACGCCUGCCCAGUGCCCUCUGUGCCUGGUGCUCCUGGAUGCUGGCAUCGUGGCCAAGCUGCAGGCUGCUGACCUGAGAAACUUCCGGGCAGUCUUCACGGCCGUGGCAAUGGGGCAGGGCCAAAGAGUGGCUGAGCUCAUCCUGCAUCACGCUCGGGCCAGCGAGUGCAGGGACGUGGAGGGAUUCAAGGCUGAGAUGGCCACACUUGUGACCCAGGCCAGGAAGAACACAAUCACCCUGGAAAAGCUUCAAGUGUCCAGCCUUCUCUCGAAUGUCUUUAAGUUACUGAUGACUCACAAGGUAAAGCUUGAAAGCAACUUUGCCUCAAUUGUGUUCGCCAUCAUGGUGCUGGAGGGGCUUGGCCGCUCACUGGACCCCAAACUGGACGUCCUGGAGGCAGCAAAGCCUUUCCUUCUGAAAGGACUGGCGUCCCAGCCCUGACUGUACAGGGGCGCGCAGUGGGCCUUCGUUCAGAAAGGAAGGCCACUCCUGACGCCUCUCCUGUGGCAGCCUGAACAUUUUCAAACUGGGCUGCGUGGAGGGCAUACCGUCGCUUUUCACUCUUAUUUGAUUUUAGGCGUCUUUUUAACAGCUUUGGGUUAUUUGGGGAAGUCAAGGGAGGGAAGGGUCCUAUCCAUUCAGUUGUAGAAGCUGGUGGGAGAUUCUAUUUCAGGAAAAAUGUUCUGUGGAGGAGGAUGAAUAAACGUAAUUAUUUUGUUUUCUUGUUUUUCUCUCUUUUCGUAAUCCUCUGUUCUCCCUGAUCAGGUGGGUCUUAGACUCUGAUAAUUAGGUUAGAAAAUGUCACAGAUCUUGUCGUCCGAUGGCUUCCAAUUCUUUUUAAUGCACCCUUGGUAAGAAGUUGACUAUAUUUAUGAACACAUACAUGUGUGAUUUAUUUGUAAAUUUUAUGCAGGUGAUACCACCACUAGCAAAUCUCUUGGAGGCACAAUAUACACUUAGGGCAAAUUUCACUAUACUUCAAAUUAUCUUUUUAUAAUUUUUAAAAAUUUUGCUGACUUCUUGCGAAAUUUUAUUACGAGGUGAAAAAGAAAAGCAACGAUUAAUGUGGCUGACGUAGGAGGGAGAGGAGCAGAAUCAACUGUGUUCUCUCCUUAAAGCUCCCCUGUGCUCGCAUGUUAGUGUUCAGACUGAGGCUUCUCUGAGCACUGUUCAGGCCUUGUCCAUUUGUCCAGGGCUAAUUUGGGUUAAUGUUAAUAUAGAAAUAGUAGAAGUACAGCUUCUUCACCAGGGCUUGACAUCUGCAGUGGCAGUGAGGCUCCAGCAGUGCAUUAAGGGGUGGUGGCCAGUGCCUGCCCCUCCAGCUGGGCCCGGACUGUUCUCUGAAGGCUGACUUGACAUGUGGUAGCCCACAUGGACUAAGGAUCCCAGGGUUAGCUUGUAGAGUGCACAUUAGUAAAGCUUAAUUUCUUGUUUUACUAAAUAAAACUAGUAUUUUCUCCUGCACCCCAGUGGAUGUUCUUGCUUGUUUUUGAGGCCACUGCUUCAGAUAGUGAGUGCAAAGUCAAGCCUUCCUGCUCUCUGAAAGCCCCGCUCUGGCCACAGAACCAGAUUCUUCCACUCUUCUCAAGGGUAAAGUUCCUUUUAGGGAGCAAAUAAGGUUUAAUUGGACAGAGGCACCUUUGGUGCAGUUCUUUUCAGAGGGAAGGAGAUGUUAUUUUUAUAAUACUUCCCAUGUCUUGAGGGGAGGGCAUUGUAAUCAGGCAGUGGCUCCAGGCAGCUUUGUGUGUUGGGGGGACAGAGGUGCUGUUCAGCUCCCUCCUCAUGGGCAUGCCAGCCAGACACAUGGCCCCCAGUGCCACCUGCAUGUCCACUUCCACUGUGGGGCAAGCGAGGGGGCACAAACAGAGCAGGCGCCUCCCUGAACCUACACCGUCACCACCAGUGUAUUUAAUCAAGUCACCUGUGGUAUGUGUCACCUAUCACUGCGUACAA